AGUAAGAUAGCGCCACUGAUAUCUUUUAAUUAAUUAUUUAUUUUUCAUAAAUAUAUAAUUCAUACUAUUCUUUGUUUUAUUACACUACAAUCUAUAAGUUCAGAUUGCGAGCCUUGUCCCAUAAUUUGGAACAAACGUAACGUAACGCCGUAACGUGCUAAACAUAAGUAGGUAGGGUCCGGGGCAUACGUUAACCUACAAGCAAAUAUCUGUAAGCAUUGAAUAUAUCUUUCACAUUUAAAUUUGCAAUCGUGAAAAUGAGUGCUCCAAUUAGUACAGCAAUGGAUAGUUUAUCAGCUGCAAUUAAAUCUAAUAUAAUUCCAAAUCAAGAAUACUUAUUACAAGGAUCGGUAUUAGAUAGUGCUGUAGAAGUGUUACUUCACAGGUUACGUGGUUUAUGUGACAAUGUCGAUACUGGACCAGAAACUUUUUACGACCAUGAAAUGUGUUUUAGUAUUAGAGGAGCAGAACAACCAUUACUUUUACAUAUAAGAAGAGCUUUGGAUUACCAAGAUAUGCCUUGGCAAUUACGUUAUAUUGGUCAACCCGAACUGGGUGACAAAUCACGUCCAACAAUUGUUAGAAGUAGCUUAGAUAUAGCAACCAGUAACACAGUUGUCGACUUCUUGACAGAGCUUGGAUGUAGGUUGGAUUUUGAGUACAUUGCUCGUGGUUAUAUGUUUCGUAAAGGUAGAAUGAAAGUUACCGUUUCUAAGAUAUUUAAAAUGGCACAACAAGGGAAAAUGCCUGAAAGUAUGGAAGCUAUAUCUCAAAGCUAUCUAGUCGAAUUGAGUGUUUUAGCACCAAGUGGUCAAGAUGCAAUUGCAGAAGAUAUGAGAAUUUUUGCAGAGCAGUUGAAACCCUUAGUACAACUUGAAAAAAUUGACUAUAAAAGACUUGUUCAUUAAUACAGGAAUGAUAUGCAAACCCGUAUUGUAUUUUUAAUUAUACCAAGAAGUUUUGUAAAUCUCCUCGUAGACUUGUAUAUAAAACAAUUUUUUAUAAUUUCAAAAGGUGUAACAAUAAAAGAAAUUUAUAUUUUA
Hylaeus anthracinus is the source of this 1043-nucleotide messenger RNA. RefSeq names its product mediator of RNA polymerase II transcription subunit 18 (gene MED18). Gene Ontology annotation, molecular function: transcription coregulator activity. NCBI's taxonomy places the organism in Eukaryota, Metazoa, Arthropoda, Insecta, Hymenoptera, Colletidae. Gene Ontology annotation, cellular component: mediator complex; core mediator complex. The record is from RefSeq and is a predicted model, not a curated record. Gene Ontology annotation, biological process: termination of RNA polymerase II transcription; regulation of transcription by RNA polymerase II. The coding region runs from base 258 to 908 and encodes 216 amino acids. The transcript is spliced from 2 exons.